Messenger RNA from Micropterus salmoides (largemouth bass), 4968 nucleotides. RefSeq names its product collagen, type XXVIII, alpha 1a (gene col28a1a). The record is from RefSeq and is a predicted model, not a curated record. The transcript has 34 exons. NCBI's taxonomy places the organism in Eukaryota, Metazoa, Chordata, Actinopteri, Centrarchiformes, Centrarchidae. Gene Ontology annotation, molecular function: serine-type endopeptidase inhibitor activity. The annotation marks the transcript as partial.
AUGCAGUGGCUCCUAAAGGUUUUGAUCCUGACUUUGGCCCUGUCAAGCCCAACCAGAUGCCAAAGCAGAAGGAGGAAAGGCCAAAGAGAAGUCAUCAUUAGUGAGACCAAAACCCUGAUCUGCCCGGUGGAGAUCAUGUUCAUCGUGGACAGUUCAGAGAAUGCCAAAUCUCUGCUUUUUGAGCAACAGAAGGAGUUCAUCCUGCGCUUCAGCACCAAGCUCAUGCAGCUCCAUUCAGCCGGCUGGCGUCUGCGUCUGCGACUGGCCGCGCUGCAGUACAGCAGCACCGUGUCAGUGGAGCACAACUUCAGAGACUGGCAGGACAUGGACGUCUUCCAGAGCCGGGUGGCCUCCAUGACCUUCAUCGGCCACGGCACCUACUCGGCCUACGCCAUCACUAACGCCACCCAGGUGUUCAGCCGCGAGACAUCUUCUAGCAGCCUGAGGGUGGCGCUGCUGAUGGUGGAUGGAUCGGAUCACCCACGAAGCCCCAGCGCUGUGACAGCUGCUGCAGAGGCCAAACGGCACAACAUCAGGGUGUUCACUAUCAAGCUUUCAGACCUGCCCAAGGACGGUGCCAUGGGUACAAAACUACGAUCCAUUGCCAGCGCCCCCCCACAGCAGCACGUCUUCAGCCUCACUGACAGCCAGCUGGAUCACAGACUCUUCAGUGAACUGAACACAAUUGUCAAAACUGGGUGCCCACUGCCUAAGACCUGCCUGUGUGAGAGUGGGGAGAGGGGUCACCCUGGAAGCCCGGGGAAACCAGGCGAGCCGGGGUCUGAUGGCGCUCCAGGUCCAAAGGGAUCUCGUGGGGAACCUGGCAUUAAUGGACGUCCAGGAAUGGAGGGCCUUGUGGGUCGGCCUGGUAGCAAAGGGGAAAAGGGGGAACAGGGUGAAUGUGGUGCCCCCGGUAAAAAGGGUGAACAAGGUGCAGAUGGACCUCCUGGCUCCAGAGGGCCCAGAGGAGAGCAGGGAGCCAGGGGAGGACCUGGAGACCAUGGUCCAGAGGGGCCAUCUGGAUCUAAAGGUGACCGAGGACCGAGGGGUGCACCUGGACCUCCAGGAGAUAAGGGCAUUGGGUUCCCUGGUCCCAAGGGUGACAAUGGGAACCAAGGAAGACCAGGCCCUCCUGGACCAAUGGGUGUGGGUGAACCAGGAACACCGGGUCCAGCAGGGCCACCAGGCAUGCAAGGAUCUCCAGGGUUUCCAGGUGAGGGUCUCCCAGGGCCCAAGGGUGGCAGGGGGUAUGAGGGUCCCAAGGGCAGCCGUGGACCGCCAGGAGUCGGCUACAAAGGUGAUAAGGGAAACACAGGAGCACCCGGGCUGCCAGGUUUGGUGGGGUUUCCAGGGGCAGGCAUCCAAGGAGAAAAGGGGGACCAAGGGCCAGCUGGGCCUUCUGGUCCCAGAGGACCUCCUGGACUGGGUAUAGUUGGACCAAAGGGCGACCAGGGUUUUCCUGGAGAGCCUGGACCUCAGGGAGAGAGGGGUGUUGGUGAGACAGGACCAAAGGGGGAGCCAGGGCCUGACGGGGCUGCUGGGAUACCUGGCAUUCCUGGUGAGGAUGGAGCUGUUGGGCCUAAGGGAGAGAUGGGUGUACCAGGUCUGCGAGGCCUAGAGGGCGCACCAGGCAAAAGCAUCACUGGAGAAAAGGGAGACAGAGGUGACCGUGGGCCAAGGGGACUUUCAGGGUCUCCAGGUCCAGUUGGACCUGCUGGAGCCAAGGGAGAGCCUGGCAGCCCAGGAAUGGUGGGCCUACCUGGACCUGCUGGCCGAGGUUUACAAGGAUCAAAGGGAGAUCCUGGGCCUGUAGGACCAGCUGGACCUAUUGGAGAACCUGGAGUAGGAAUCACUGGGCCGAAGGGUAACAAAGGAAAUCAUGGACCUGUGGGGCCACCAGGAAUGAAGGGAGAUGGCUUCCCAGGACCACAGGGGCUGCCUGGUUUACCAGGAGUGCAAGGAGAGAUGGGGCCUGAAGGGAAAGGACUACCUGGACCCAAGGGUGACAGAGGCAUACCAGGGGUGCUGGGGCCAUCAGGUCCUCCUGGAAUUGGACUUUAUGGACCAAAGGGUUCUACAGGACAGCCUGGUCCACCAGGUCUGCCAGGGCCUCCAGGAGAGGGCAUCCAGGGACCAAAGGGUGAACCUGGGUUUCAGGGCCCAAUGGGCCCUCGGGGGGCGCCAGGGGAUGGCCUUCCAGGGGAGAAGGGUGAUAGAGGCAUUCCUGGAGACCGGGGAAAGAAAGGAGAAAAGGGGGACUAUGGAGAACCUGGCUCUACUGGACUGAUGGGGAGACCAGGAGAAAAGGGGGAACCAGGACUGACUAGAGAAGAGGUCAUCAGGAUUAUAAGGGAAAUCUGUGGCUGUGGUCUGAAGUGCAGAGAGAGCCCUCUGGAGCUGGUGUUUGUGAUAGACAGCUCUGAGAGUGUGGGACCAGAAAACUUUGAGUUGGUGAAGGACUUUGUGAACACUCUUAUUGACCGGGUGUCUGUGAGCCGAGAAGCCAGUCGGAUCGGUGUGGUGCUUUACAGCCACGUAGACAUGGUGGUAGUAAGUUUGCAGCAGCAGUCCAGCCAGGAUGAUGUGAAGGCCGCCAUCAGGAAGAUGCCUUACCUGGGUGAAGGUACCUUCACUGGCAGCGCCAUCCAUCGUGCCAAUCAGCUGUUUCAGGCCGCACGGCCUGGUGUGAGGAAAGUGGCUGUGGUUUUAACGGACGGGCAGGCUGACCCCCGGGACAUCAUGCAGUUUAAAGAUACAGCAGCAGAGGCCCAUGCACAGGGGACCGAGAUGUUUGUUAUAGGAGUCGUAAACAAGACUGACCACCUGUAUGAAGAGUUCCAGGCUGAGAUGAAUGUAAUCGCCUCGGAUCCUGAUGAAGAGCACGUCUACCUCAUAGAUGACUUCAGGUCACUUACCAAUCUGGAAAGCAAAAUACUGAGUCGGAUUUGUGAGCAGGAUGACGCAGUGGCACUUCUGCCAAACGCUGUCUUUCCACCCAUGGAAACCCACCCAGAGGCUCCUGAAGACAGCCACUCCACAGAGUUCCCAGAUGAGGAAAACAUACAAAUUGAACUCCCAGUGGAAACAGUAACAGCCCCGACUCCACAGUCCCAGGAGUCACGUCGGGCCCACAAGAACCCGGUUUAUACUAAACUGUUUGUGGAGCCUUGGAACGAGCUGCCAGACAUCACAUUUGCCUCUCCUGGUGGCAGGGGGCAGCAGGGCCCUGGUGUGACCUCCAUGGUGGGUCCUCAGAUUCCACCUGACUGGCUGUAUGAGGCAGAGAGCAAACAGGCUCCUAUGAGCCGCCCUCCACCAUCCCUGACAGACUCUUCGGUGCCAGGUAAACAAGAAAAACAACAUCUGAUGAAUACCACUGAUGAUGAAGGGUGCAGUCAGCCUCUGGACCCAGGUCCCUGUCGACAGUACGUAGUCAAGUGGUACUAUGACCCCGAGGCCAAUGCCUGCGCACAGUUCUGGUAUGGAGGCUGUCAGGGCAAUGCAAACAACUUUGAGACUGAAGCUAACUGCAGGAAUUCCUGCGUCUACACAUAACAGACUGUGUUUGGAGAAAAGGGUGUAUGCAAAGCCAACACGCUCUAUCAGCGUCACUGAGGAAAAGAAUGGACUAAUGACGCACGCUUUACUGUUUAACCAGAGUUCAGGCCAGCAGCUGCUGCUGUGGUCACACUCUGUAAACUGCUGCAGGUGAAGGACAUGAUGGAGAGUAGACCUGGACCUCCUCCCUGUCUCUCAGGCUACGUUCACACUGUAGGUGGUCCUGCUCAAUUCUGAACUGCUGCACAUGUACUAGCUGUCUGAUCAUUUUGGACAACUACUUAUAUCUGCUAUGGGGUGUGUAACCACUAAAAACCAAUACCAACUGACAGAAGCAUCAAAAGACUGGUUCAACUUUGCACCCCAAAUGCAAAUCAUUUUAUUUUCACUUUUCCUUUUAUUGUUGGAUAGUUGUUCUCCAGGCUUACUCUGGAAAACCAGGGGCAUGUGUCACAAAGCAAGUCCAGCUUGGUCUCUUUGGUUUACCUGUCUUCACUGAACCCAACAUUGGCGAUUCUGGGUGAACCAGUAACACAAAGCUGGUUAUCAACUGGCUCAGUUAAAUCUGAUCUUUCCAUUCCAGCUCUAAGCACGUUCAUGUGAAAGAGGUCUUGAUUGCAAGCCGUCACAUUCACCUUUCUAACUACCCUGAGUACUUACUCUAAUAUGAUGUGAGAUGAACCAAUCUGCACCUGUACACUUUUGAAAAUGAUAUCAUUUUUUUCUAUUAUAUUCUAUUAUUCAGGAUUUUGUCUCAUCAUUAAAACAUUCUUAUCAUCAGAUUUCCCCCAGACCACUAACAGUGGUCAUACUGUUUUAUUGGUAGUUUUAAAGAUUUAAUUGACUUAAUAUCAAAUUUGACACUUGAUGAAACUCAGUAACCGCUAGCACAAAGACUAUACUAUACAGACAUUUACAGUAUUUACAUGUUUUUGGCAACCAAUUUCUGAAUAAUGUCUACAUCUGGUCAGUUCAAUUAUAUCUUGACAACAGUACUGUGUUGUAUCAGAAUUGAGGCACUCACACCUACAAUGUCAAUAUAGUCAACUGUACUGUAUUUCCUGUUACAGAUGUAUUUUAUACAACAUGUAUACGUGUAUAAUUGAAUGUUUUGUUAUUGUGGGUCACUGUUUGUAGGUGUUUCUUUAAGAGUUGUCCACAGAGCAGCAGUGCCUUUAAGGACAUCUUGAUAACUACACACAGUGUGUAUUCGUAACAUGUCUAUGAUAUUUCCCCACCUCAGUGUUCAUUUCUUAAGCUCUAGUUGUUUUAGUUCAGCUUAACAGAAUCUAUUAACCCACUCUAUGUUGAGUGUUGUAUGUAAAGAGACACACUUUACUGUAAAAUAUAUUGUUUAUUGUUUAACACCAUAAACGUACCAGAAGGAUAGUAAAACUAGUAGAACAAGGU